AUGGCAAACGGAAGCAGGUUUGGCAACACUGUGCAUAUCGAUGACAAAGCGACCUCACCGGCAUCUGUCCGUUUACGGGACACGCAAAUGCGCAGUCCGACUUCGAGCAAUGGCACUCCCAUGUUCUGGCAAGGACGGAAUGAUGGCUUCGAGGGCUGGUUACGCCAUACGGCCCCGGCAGAAAUCCCAUGCCACACCACCCAGAGCCCGUUCGUGAACGACCCUACCUUGGCUCCUGAGCUCUCUUUCGACGACAUGGACCUCAACGCCAUGCUUCAGGCACCCAGCAACGUACCUACAUCAUUAUGUGCACCACAAGAUGUGACCUUUCAAGCCGAGUCCUCGAUGGACAACAAGCGAACAGCUUCAAAUGUUAUGGACGAGAAGGCAUAUGAUGCUGGUGAGCACUGGGACUAUGACUUCCCGAGAUAUGCUGCGGAGCAUCUGGAUAUUUUGACCUCGUCUGCAGACGUACAAGCAACGUCAGGGCUCGAGCUUUCCGAUGUCGAUCUUGGAUUGGCAUCAGCACAAGAUGCGAUGAGCCACAAUUUAAUGUCGGUCGACCCGUUUUUAUCUGGGUCACCUGGGUUCCCUGGCAGUCAAUUUGGGAUCUUGGAUGAGACCCCGGCGUUUACAAUGGACUAUAUCUCUCCCACACCGCAAUAUCGCGGAGCUGACGCAUCUUUCCCUUCGCCCUAUAUGCCACAAUAUCCUGACCCGGAAGAUUUCAGCACUCCAGUCUCCUCAACGCCCGGCCUCACCAGCGCUUCCACGACACCGAGUGGACAUCAAGGCGUCAGAUGUGCACAGCGUGACACGUCCAAAGACGCGCUUCUGGUGAGACUGCGUCAAGAUGGGAAAUCAUACAAGCAGAUCAAGGAGACUGGGGGGUUCGAAGAAGCGGAAUCGACCCUCAGGGGGAGGUAUCGCACCCUGAUAAAGCCUAAAGAGGCACGUGUCAGAAAGCCUGAGUGGCGAGAGCGGGACAUCCAAUUCCUGUUGCAGGGCGUUACACACUUCUCGAACUCGAAUCCUAUUUCUCUCGGGGCGUGGCAUGGUCUUGAUGCAGAUGCCAUUCGCCAAUUUACCAACAAAAUACCCUGGAAGCAAGUCGCUGAGUGGAUGGAGGAUCAGGGAACCUACAAAUUCGGAAACUCUACGGUCAAGAAGCAAUAUCUCGCCGAACUGAAGAAACGAGGUGCUCCGGUAUGA
Cladophialophora carrionii CBS 160.54 is the source of this 1212-nucleotide messenger RNA. RefSeq lists its product as uncharacterized. The record is from RefSeq and is a predicted model, not a curated record. The transcript has 2 exons. The coding region runs from base 1 to 1212 and encodes 403 amino acids. NCBI's taxonomy places the organism in Eukaryota, Fungi, Ascomycota, Eurotiomycetes, Chaetothyriales, Herpotrichiellaceae.